CGCUUCUGCCUCCAGCAAAUCCAGUUUGACUCGCACACUUCCACAGUUCCACUCCACUAACACAUGGCCGCCGCCGCUCUCCGUCUCCCCCUCUGCCAAUAUACUGCCGGCAAACAUCGCCACGAAACUCUUCCCGUUCAGCCUCUAAUUCACCACUCGCGCUUUCAUGCAUCGUACCGAUCGUCAUGUCCUCAGCUAGUUUGUUACCAGAAGCCGAAGCGAUUCGUAAUAUCAUCGGCUUAUGCAGGCCCCGCUAUUGACGCCUUUGUGUCCGAAAACGAGCUUAAAUUCGAAGAUACUGGAGAUGAUUUCUCUCCGUCGAAGCCGAAUGAAGUGAUUAAUUGGGGACUCUUAUGGAGGCUUGUUUCUGGCCACAAGACCCGCCUUGCCGCUUCCAUUCUCGCUCUUGUGGGCUGUACUACUUGCACUCUGACCAUGCCUCUCCUCUCUGGGCGAUUUUUUGAAGUACUUAUAGGGAACAGACCUGAGCCUAUUUGGAAAGUGCUCACCAGAGUUGCUGUUAUGUACUCACUGGAACCAAUUUUCACUGUGAUUUUUGUUUUGAACAUGAAUAACAUGUGGGAAAAGGUUAUGUCCAGUUUAAGAGCUCAAAUAUUUCAGAGAGUAUUGAUCCAAAAGGUUGAGUUCUUUGACCGCUACAAGGUUGGUGAACUGACGGCAUUAUUGACGUCUGAUUUAGGCUCAAUAAAGAAUAUUGUUAGUGAAAAUGUUUCCCGGGAUCGUGGCUUUAGAGCUUUGUCUGAGGCAAGCUACUAAUCUAAGCAAAAAUUAUUGGAACAUUGUGCUUAUUGUUUAUCCUGUCUCCCCAACUGGCACCAAUUCUUGGUGUAUUGAUGCUUAGCGUAUCUGCUUUAGUUGCCCUAUACAAGAGGUCGACAGUGAAUGUUUUCAAAGCUCAUGGAUUGGUUCAAGCAUCAAUUGCUGAUUGUGUGACAGAGACAUUUUCUGCCAUUCGUACUGUGCGGUCGUUCGGGGGAGAGAAACGUCAAAAGUCAAUGUUUGCACGCGAGAUUCUUGAGUAUGAGCGGAGUGGCAAAAAGCUUGGAAUUUUCAGAUCUGUUAAUGAGUCUGUAACCAGGAUUGCAGUAUAUGUCUCUCUGAUGACCUUAUAUUGUCUUGGAGGGAUCAAAGUAAAAUCUGGCGAACUAUCCGUCGGAACCAUGGCUUCUUUUAUUGGAUACACCUUUACCUUAACUUUUGCAGUUCAAGGGUUGGUCAAUACAUUCGGAGAUCUCCGUGCUGCUUUGGCCUCUGUUGAGAGGAUCAACUCUAUUUUGUCUGGAGCUGAAAUUGAUGAAGCCCUUGCAUAUGCCUUGGAAAAAGACUUGAAACAGAAGAAAGCAUAUGAUCCAAAUAUUGAACUAUUUGCUAUUGAUGGUUCUGAUGGAAAGCAAUUUAGAAACUUAAGAUACAUGUCAUCCCUAAAGUCAGGUAGUGAUUUGCGAAGCCUUGCCCAAUCUGGUGACAUUUGCAUCGAAGAUGUACAUUUUUCAUAUCCAGUGCGGCCUGAUGUGGAAAUCAUCAGUGGUCUUAAUUUGGCACUAAAAUGUGGGAAGGUGACUGCCCUAGUGGGGCCCAGUGGUGCUGGUAAAAGUACUAUAGUACAGCUACUAGCACGUUUCUAUGAGCCAACAAGGGGUAGGAUUACUGUUGCAGGAGAUGAUUUGAGAACAUUUGAUAAGACUGAAUGGGCCCGUGCUGUAUCCCUUGUGAAUCAAGAACCUGUUCUUUUUUCUGUAUCUGUCGGAGAGAAUAUUGCAUAUGGGCUCCCAGAUGAUGAAGUAUCGAAGGAUGAUGUCAUAAAGGCAGCAAAAGCUGCAAAUGCUCAUGAAUUUAUAGUUUCCUUGCCGCAGGGGUAUGAUACAUUGGUUGGUGAGCGUGGAGGAUUGUUGAGUGGUGGACAGCGGCAGAGGAUUGCCAUUGCCAGAGCUCUGCUAAAGAAUGCCCCUAUCCUCAUUCUCGAUGAGGCAACUAGUGCAUUGGAUACAGUGAGCGAGCGUUUAGUGCAGGAUGCAUUGAAGCAUUUGAUGAAGGGAAGAACAACUUUAGUGAUUGCACACAGAUUGAGCACUGUUCAGAAUGCAGAUCAAAUUGCUCUUCUUUCUGAUGGAAAAAUUGCAGAGCUGGGGACUCAUUUUGAAUUGUUGGAUAAGAAGGGUCAAUAUGCCUCUUUUGUUGGCUCUCAGAGACUUGCUUUUGAGUGAUUUUACUUGUUUGUAUUUGUACAUCUGCUUCCUGAAAAAGCCUCAUAGACAUUCUUGACCCUUUGCAUGUUACAAAGAAACCAAAUGACUUCCGUUAAUUCGUCACUUUUUUUUUUUUUUUUUUGCAAUAUUUUUUAUUAUUAUAAUUCACUGAACUGUAGUGCUCUAAAAAAGCCCACAGGCAGAUUCCUGGGGCACUCUACCUGAUAGUGAC
This is a messenger RNA of Cuscuta epithymum, 2439 nucleotides long. The record is from the annotation of a GenBank genome assembly. Lineage: Eukaryota; Viridiplantae; Streptophyta; Magnoliopsida; Solanales; Convolvulaceae.